AUGGCCGGCUUUCCUCCGCAUCAGCAACACCAACACCACAUCCAGCCCGAUGAAGGUUACUCGGAAGACCCUCUGAACCCCCAGGCCAAUUCCUCCUGCCUCAAAUCCCGCGACGCCUCUCCUUGCGCCCUGACUUCGUCACGCCAAGCCUCAGACAUCCCACCCUGGCUGAUUCAACACAUCUCGGGCCUCUCCAUGGAGAACAAGACAGAACUCGCCAUGGCGCUCCUCAACGACCUCCCCACGAGCGUCAUCUCCCAAAUCGUCGAAACACAACUAUACCCCCGACUGUACAUCGACUUUGUGCGCUAUCUUCCGGCCGAAAUAUGUCUAAAGAUCUUGGGCUAUCUCGACCCCCUCUCCCUCAUCAAUGUCGCCCGCGCCUGCCGAGUCUGGUACGAGCUUGCCAUGGAUAGGAAGCUAUGGCAGCAUCUGUACUACAUGGAGGGCUUCAAGGCUCUGAUGGACGAGAUUCACGCCGCCGAAGAAAAGAUGAACCAGACUCCCAUGCCCACCCCCAGCCAUCUCGAGCAAUACCGAUCCGAAGAAGACGGACAUGUCCACAAGAGGAGGGCCAUUGCCAAGGCAUCACCCCCCAUGUUGCCCGCUGAUGAGGAUACCAACAUGUCUCUGGGUGAUGAGCCUUCUGAUAUCGACAUGGCGGGCUCGAGUAUCUUUGGUGGUGGAGGUCCCGGGGUAUCCCGCUCGCAGACUAGCGAGCAUGGCGACGUCAACGGGAGAGGAAGUCGAGCGGACAAGGGAAAGGGACGAGCCAUGAGCCCGCCGCCGCAGCAGCACUCUGCCACCACGCGUUGCAGAGACACCAUGACUCACAAGAUCCCCAUCCUUCCCGGAGCGCUGCAAAAGACGACUAUGUGGUGGUGGGAUGCCAACGACCGCCGAUACAAGAUUGACUGGAAGUAUCUGUACACCAUGCGCCGGCGACUCGAGGCCAACUGGGAGCACGGCAAAUACAAAAACUUCCAGCUACCCCACCCGAACUAUCCCGACGAAGGCCACCGGGAAUGCAUCUACAGUAUCCAGUACAACCCCCAGUACCUCGUCAGCGGCAGCAGAGACCUUACCAUCAAGGUGUGGGAUAUGAAGACCAGACGUUGCUUGCGGACGCUCAAGGGUCACUGUCGCUCCGUUCUCUGUCUUCAGUUUGAUUCCAGCCCGGACGAGGACAUCAUUGUGUCUGGCAGCUCAGAUUCGGAUGUCAUCGUCUGGCGCUUUUCCACCGGAGAAAUUAUCGAGGUGCUCAAGCACGCACACCAGGAAUCCGUCCUCAACGUCAAGUUCGAUAAGCGCAUUCUGGUAACAUGCUCCAAGGACAAAUCCAUCAAGGUCUUCAACCGGAAGCCGCUUCGACAGGGGGACCUGGGCUAUCCCAUCGAUCCGGUCGGUACAACUGUCAACGUAGGCUACAACAUUCCCCCAAGUAUUGAGGAGACGCCAGUAAUAGCGCCGUGGACCAUGAUCGGUCACCUUAUCGGGCAUAGCGCAGCUGUCAAUGCGGUGCAGAUCCACGAAAGAGAGGUCGUGUCUGCUAGCGGUGACCGAUACAUCAAGGUAUGGGACUGGCCCACGCAGGAAGUCAAACGUACCAUAAUAGGACACCACAAGGGCAUAGCCUGUGUGCAGUACGAUGGCCGCCGUAUUGUUAGUGGUAGCAGCGACAACGAAGUCAAGAUCUUUGAUUGCCAGACAGGUCUGGAAGUGACCACUCUGAAGGGCCAUUCCGCGCUUGUGCGGACAGUGCAAGCCGGCUUCGGCGACCACCCGUAUAGCGCAGAGGAAGACUUGAUGAGGGCCAAGAGGGUCGACGAGGCUUAUUACAAGGCCGUGGAAGCGGGCGAGAUCGACGAAAACGACAAUCAGAGGGCACGCCACAAGACCAACGCCGGCUCUAGCAAACCGCAGGACAUUUGCGCGACCGGAGCCAAGCUACCACCCGGCGGCGGCGGUGGCAAGUUUGGCCGUAUCGUUAGUGGAAGUUACGACACCACCAUUAUCAUUUGGAGGAGGGAUUCGGAGGGUGUAUGGAAAACACAGCAUCACCUCCGACAUGAACAGGCUGCUGAAGCGGCUUCGAGGCGGGACGACGCCCCGCCCGAUCUGCCUGGCAGGAUUCCACUGCAUCCAACCAUGCGUUCGGGUUUGAGUGCAGCCAGCAUGCCCGCGCCUACACACCCUCACGCAGUUGCUGGCUCCUCGCGGACCGCAAGCGCUCCCCCUGGACCGGCGGCUGCAAGGCCGCCCGAGACAAUGGAUCCAGCUACCCUGCUUCAAUACGAGCAGAUGGUCCACGGCGCUGUCCAAAGCGGCCCAACUGCAUUUAGGAAUCUUCUUCAGGCUCGCCCUGAGAUCAUCUCUCUACGCCACAUGGUAGACCGAGCGAUCAACCGGCAGUCGGACCAGGAAAUACGAACUCAGUUGCGACACGCGUGGACUGGUGCUCAUAUUCACAAUCAGUGGAACCACAACCGAACUCGAAGUGAAUUAAUCCGCAACCAAGAAAAUGUCGUGGCUGCUAACGCUGCUGAUGAUGGUGGUGGCAACGGCGUCAUUGGAACUGGUACGACCACGGCAACGGCAACGGCAGCAGCAGCAGCACUGGUAGCAGGAGCAGCGGCAGGUCAACCUGUUGUUCCGCAAGUCUCGUUACCACAGGUGCCGGUUGCUCCCACGGAUGCUACCGCAGCGCCAGCAGCACAACAGCCUCCACUCCCGCCCACGGCAGGUGGGCGCCAUCAUCCGCACAUCCCCGCAGCACCGGCGGAGGAGAAUGCGCCGAGGGUGUUCAAGUUGCAGUACGAUGCCCGGAGGAUCAUCUGUUGUAGUCAAACCAGUUUUAUCGUCGGGUGGGAUUUUUGUAACGGCGAUAAGGAGUUGGAGGAGGCCAGUCAGUUCUUUGACACGGUGCAGUAA
Sordaria macrospora k-hell is the source of this 2931-nucleotide messenger RNA. RefSeq lists its product as uncharacterized. Gene Ontology annotation, molecular function: protein binding. NCBI's taxonomy places the organism in Eukaryota, Fungi, Ascomycota, Sordariomycetes, Sordariales, Sordariaceae. The record is from RefSeq and is a predicted model, not a curated record.